Messenger RNA from Syngnathoides biaculeatus (alligator pipefish), 4319 nucleotides. RefSeq names its product ATPase plasma membrane Ca2+ transporting 3b (gene atp2b3b). Gene Ontology annotation, molecular function: ATP binding; ATP hydrolysis activity; P-type calcium transporter activity. The coding region runs from base 338 to 4210 and encodes 1290 amino acids. The record is from RefSeq and is a predicted model, not a curated record. Gene Ontology annotation, cellular component: membrane; intracellular membrane-bounded organelle. Gene Ontology annotation, biological process: regulation of cytosolic calcium ion concentration; calcium ion transmembrane transport. The transcript is spliced from 24 exons. Lineage: Eukaryota; Metazoa; Chordata; Actinopteri; Syngnathiformes; Syngnathidae.
UAUCACGCUUCGGACGUGCUCCUGCACGCUGUUCUUCACCCUCCUCAUCCUCCUCCUCCUCCUCCAGCGAUGGAGAAGUGAAGGAGCAGCGGAAGGCUAGGCUGGGACAACUGAGGAGAAAAACACCACAAUCCGCUCCACUUUAUUCGAUAAAAGGCCAUUGAAGCGCACGAGAAUUAGUCGAGCGUUUUUUAAUACAAAAUCAAGGAAGGAGAGAGACGGGCUGUUGAACACAUGAACAAGCUGUCAGCGAGCACACGAGCGGGUCACUGAGCGGCGGACGGACAAGGGAGGAGGCGGGGAAGGACCAACGCAACACCAAAUCAACCUUUGUGUCAUGUCAACAACGGCCACAAUGGGCGAAAUGGCGAACAGCGCAGUGGAGUUUUACCCGAAAGGGACUCGAGGAGGAGGACGGGAGGACGGGGGCCGCGGAGGAGGAGACUUUGGGGUCACGUUGAAAGAGCUGAGGGAGCUGAUGGAGUUCAGGGGGGGCGAGGCCCUGCAGAAGAUCCAGGAUAGCUACGGGGACACAGACGGGCUCUGCCAGAGACUGCAGUCCAGCACCACCGACGGUCUCAGCGGGGAUCCCACGGACCUGGAGCGUCGGUGUCAGGCUUUUGGCCAAAACUUUAUCCCCCCAAAGAAGCCCAAGACUUUCCUUGAGCUCGUGUGGGAGGCCCUGCAAGAUGUCACGCUCAUCAUUUUGGAGAUUGCCGCCAUCAUCUCUCUCGCCCUUUCUUUCUACCAGCCUCCCGGAGAAGAUUCAGAGUCAUGUGGCAACGUGGCGGCAGGAGCGGAGGAUGAAGGCGAGGGGGAGGCCAACUGGAUCGAGGGUGCGGCCAUUCUCUUGUCGGUGGCCUGUGUCGUCCUGGUGACCGCGUUUAACGACUGGUCCAAAGAGAAACAGUUCCGGGGGCUACAGAGUCGAAUCGAGCAAGAGCAAAAGUUCACCGUUGUACGAAAAGGAAAUGUCAUCCAGAUUCCUGUAGCUGACAUGGUGGUGGGGGACAUGGCCCAGGUCAAAUACGGGGACCUGCUUCCAGCCGAUGGCAUCUUAGUUCAAGGUAACGAUCUGAAGAUAGAUGAGAGCUCUCUAACAGGAGAGUCGGACCACGUCCGCAAGUCUGUGGACAAGGACCCAAUGCUGCUUUCAGGCACUCAUGUGAUGGAGGGAUCAGGCCGCAUGCUGGUGACGGCUGUCGGUGUCAACUCGCAAACGGGCAUCAUCUUCACUCUGCUGGGGGCUGGAGAUGCGGAGGAAGAUGGCAAAGAAAAAAAAGGAAAGCAACCCGACGGCACGGUGGAGAACAACCAGAAUAAAGCCAAGAAGCAGGAUGGGGGUGUCGCCAUGGAGAUGCAACCCCUAAAGAGCGCCGAGGGAGGGGAAGUGGAAGACAGGGAGAAGAAGAAGACCAACAUACCAAAAAAAGAGAAGAGCGUCUUGCAGGGCAAGCUCACCAAACUUGCGGUUCAAAUUGGAAAAGCAGGUUUGGUGAUGUCCGCAAUCACCGUCAUCAUCCUGGUGCUCUACUUUGUCAUCGACACUUUUGUCGUUGAAGGCCAUGCGUGGGUGACAGAGUGCACGCCGGUCUACAUCCAGUACUUUGUCAAGUUUUUCAUCAUUGGAGUCACAGUGUUGGUGGUGGCGGUCCCAGAGGGUUUACCGCUGGCUGUCACCAUCUCUCUGGCUUACUCUGUCAAGAAAAUGAUGAAGGACAACAAUCUUGUACGCCACCUGGAUGCAUGCGAGACAAUGGGUAAUGCCACAGCCAUCUGCUCCGACAAGACAGGCACGCUCACCACCAACCGCAUGACUGUGGUACAGGCUUAUGUAGGUGACGUGCACCAUCGCUUGAUACCAGAUGCUGGUCAGAUUAACCCCCGGACAUUGGAUCUAUUAGUCAACGCCAUCUCUAUCAACAGUGCCUACACCUCCAAGAUCUUACCACCGGAUGUGGAGGGAGGUUUGGCAAAGCAGGUGGGCAAUAAGACAGAAUGUGGCCUGCUGGGAUUCGUAUUAGACCUCCAGCAAGACUACACUCCAGUGAGAGAACAGAUCCCCGAGGAGAGACUCUACAAGGUGUACACCUUUAACUCGGUCCGUAAAUCCAUGAGCACGGUGAUCAAGCUGCCAGACGGUUCCUUCCGUCUCUACAGUAAGGGAGCCUCUGAGAUCAUGCUCAAAAAGUGUUCUUACAUCCUAGAUGCCAACGGAGAAGCUCGGAGUUUCCGCCCGCGGGACAGAGAUGAGAUGGUCAAACAGGUGAUCGAGCCAAUGGCAUGUGAGGGCCUGAGGACCAUCUGCAUCGCUUAUCGUGACCUGCCCUCCGACCCGGAGCCCGACUGGGAAAAUGAGGGAGAAAUAGUUACAGAAUUGACCUGUAUCACUGUGGUCGGGAUUGAGGAUCCAGUACGACCUGAGGUACCAGAGGCCAUCCGGAAGUGUCAGCGUGCGGGCAUCACUGUGCGAAUGGUGACUGGUGAUAACAUUAACACAGCCAGGGCCAUUGCUGCCAAAUGUGGGAUCAUCCACCCUGGGGAUGACUUCAUCUGUCUGGAGGGCAAAGACUUCAACCGGCGAAUCAGAAACGAGAAAGGGGAGAUUGAACAGGAGCGGAUCGAUAAAAUCUGGCCCAAACUGCGUGUGCUGGCUCGGUCUUCACCGACAGACAAGCAUACCCUUGUCAAAGGCAUCAUCGACAGUAGCAUUGUCGAACAGAGGCAGGUGGUUGCAGUGACUGGGGACGGAACCAAUGAUGGACCAGCUUUGAAGAAGGCCGAUGUUGGCUUUGCUAUGGGCAUCGCCGGGACAGACGUGGCUAAAGAGGCAUCUGACAUCAUUUUGACUGACGACAACUUCAGCAGCAUCGUCAAAGCGGUGAUGUGGGGAAGAAACGUCUACGACAGCAUUUCCAAGUUCCUCCAGUUCCAGCUCACGGUGAACGUGGUUGCUGUCAUCGUGGCCUUCACCGGGGCCUGUAUCACUCAGGACUCUCCUCUGAAGGCGGUGCAGAUGCUGUGGGUGAACCUCAUCAUGGACACGUUUGCCUCUUUGGCCCUGGCUACCGAGCCCCCCACUGAGGCGCUGUUGCUACGGAAACCUUACGGUCGCAACAACCCGCUCAUUUCCCUCACCAUGAUGAAAAACAUUCUCGGCCAUGGAGUCUACCAACUGGUCAUCAUCUUCACCCUGCUUUUCAUUGGCGAGCGCAUGUUCAACAUCGACAGCGGCCGCAACGCUCCGCUCCACUCGCCCCCGUCGGAGCACUACACCAUCAUCUUCAACACUUUCGUCCUCAUGCAGCUGUUCAAUGAGAUCAACGCCCGGAAGAUCCACGGGGAGAGAAACGUCUUUGAUGGCAUAUUUUCCAACCCCAUCUUCUGCUCCAUUGUUCUGGGGACCUUCGCAGUACAGAUUGUGAUUGUGCAGUGGGGAGGGAAGCCAUUCAGCUGCGCUCCACUCAACAUGGAGCAGUGGCUCUGGUGUCUGUUUGUUGGAGUUGGAGAGCUGCUCUGGGGUCAGGUGAUCGCCACUGUCCCGACGGAGCGGCUGCCGUGCCUGAAGGAAGCGGGUCUCGGUCUGGAGCCUGGAGAGGAGGAAGGGGAAGAGCUCGCAGAAGAUGAAGAAGAGAUCGACUGUGCCGAAAGAGAGCUGCGCCGAGGGCAGAUUCUUUGGUUCCGAGGUCUCAACCGCAUACAGACUCAGAUGCGAGUGGUGAAAGCAUUCCGUAGUUCGUUGUACGAGGGCCGGGAGAAACCAGAGUCCCGCAACUCCAUCCACAACUUCAUGGCCCACCCGGAGUUCCUCAUCAAUGACCUCAUCCACAACAUCCCGCUGAUUGAUGACACUGAUGUGGACGACGAAUCAGAACUCAGCCGAUAUCAGCACGUGCACCCGGCCCUUCGCAAGCCGCCGCCCCCUCCCACUCAGCCCCAGCCUUCGGCCCGCACCCGUCCUACCCGUCCGUACCGCCAGUUUAGCCUCCCAGUGACCCAGUGCAACCGAAAUAAUAACAACAGCAGCAGCAGCGGCACUUCAUCAAUUGGCCACUCCGACAAACACAAGCGCGACACCGAAACCCCGAGCAAACAAAGCCCCCUUCGUCACCACCACCAACACUGCAGCGAUCGUCACAGCAGGGACCGGCUGGGGAAAGCCCCGACCCCUCACCUGGCCCACCUCUACUGUGUGGAGACCACCUUAUAACUGAGUGGCUCGGGGAGAAGCGGAACUGAGUCCUGGGGUGGGGAGGGAAAAAAUGGGAGCAGAGGAGCGAGCUCGAGGACGCACAUGUGACAUUUCCGUCCCCGUCUCU